GUGGCCCAUGGGUGUGCCUCGGUCUGAGGAUACAAAUAUUCUCACUGGGGUGUGAGCCUGGGCACCCGCACAGCAUACCUGCGCUGCCGUGCUCCCGUGCAUGGCUAUGUGGGGUAGGGGUCACCUGUGGGGCCCCUGUGUUGGUGCCUCUGCCCACAGGGGUGUUCCUGGAAAGUGAGUCUUGCAUGUGCCUGUUAGCCGGCAGAAGGGAUGGUGGUCCUGCUUCUCUCCUUGACUUGUCCUUGCGGCGCCCCCUGAGCUCCCCUCCCCCUCCCCAGCUGCCAGCAGUCCCAGCCAGGGGCCGCCGCCCCGCCCCCCCAGUCUGUCCCCGCUCCCAAGCACUGCUGUGUUCGCCAUAUUUGGCCACAGUGCUCCUGCGGGGGGCGGGGCGGGGCUGACAUCACCCCGAGAAGGGGGGGGGCCACUGCCUGGAUGAGGGGAGGCCAGCAGAGCCUUGGGGGAGGCAGGAAAGCUGCUUUGAAAAGCCUGGGGCUGCCAGGGCCCCCCACGCGCCAGGCCCCUGCUGCUCUGAGGGAGGCCUCAGGAAAAGAUUUGGGGGGAAAUGGGUUGAGGACUCUGCUGGGAGGGGUCUUAGCUUAUUGUAAUCCCUCUUUGAGGGGUGGGGUGGCGGGCCUUGCAUCCCAGCUUCCUCAAUAUGUGAGCCACUGUGUCCCCCAGCAUCCCCCCCCCAACUUUUAUUAAAAGAACGUGGCCUCAAGGGGCUGAGGAAGGGAUGGGGUGGGGAUACAGCUUCCUGGGGUGCGAAGAGGAGUGUGGCCCCUCUGACUCAUUAGGAGCGUGGCUUCCUCUCUCCCUGGCUGCCCUCUGAUGCAGUGUUUUUGGAGGCCUCACAAGGAAGGGUUACAGUGGUCUGGGGGUCCUUGAAGUUGCUCCAGCCACCUGGGCUCAGGGGGACCCUGUGGUCUGGACCCCACUAGGCAGACUUAGGGUGGUUGCCAUGACAGCUGGGCCUUCUUUCCCUCUGCGGAUGGUGGGGCUUCUCACCUUGGUUAAGAGACUGAAGCUAGGUUGCCUGGGUUCAGAAUCCAGCUCUAGCACUUACUAGCUGUGUGUCCUUGGGCAAAUUGCUUAACCUGUCUGUUCCUUGGUUUCCUCAUCUGUAAAGUGGAGAUGAUAAUAGUAUCUACCUCAUAGGUGAUUAUGAGGAUUAAAUGAGUCAAUGUAUGUAAAGUCCCAGCCUAGUGCCUGCCAUAUGCAGGUGCUGUCAUUCAUAGUAAUGUUAAGUGUAAACUCUACCCAUCUGACAGUCAGGCCGCCCAGGCCCUCCCCGUCCCAGGCUACUAGCAACCGCCUUCAUGCCUUCCAAAGCAAAUAGGUGGCCCCCACAGGGAGGAUCCCCACCCAUUUGGCAGGACCUGGAAUUCUUAUUUGAGGGAAAAGAAGCCUCUUCCCCAGCUUUUGAGGGGGUCUCCCACUCUCCACCCUGCUCCCCGCUUUCCUUACAGCCCAGAGCAAAGUCCCAGGAUCUAGCCAUCUGGGGCCCUGUGGCUCCCAGGACCCUGAUACACCUUGGACAUGUGGUUCUGAGGUUGAAGGGGGCUGGUCAGGGGGAGCCUUAGGGCUGUGUGUGUUGGGGGACUGUCUGGGUGUGGUCUACUUUAAUAACCCAGCUGGCGUGUGCAGGGAACUCAGAGUUUACAGAGUCCUGGCCCUUCUGCAAUGUGGGCCAGGGCAGGGGCCGGCGUGUGGGUGGUUUAUGGGCUGCUGUGGAGCCGGGAGGUGCGGGAACAGGAAGUGGGAUGGAGGAGCGGGUGGGGUUGAGCAAGGCUGUCGGCCCGGCACCUUCUCAGCUGCUCCCUUACCGGCCAGCGUCGCUCCGUCUCAUUCCUGGGGCAGCUCCUGCCCAGCGUUUAGCUUCCUUGGCAGGGUGCUCGUGAGUUAUCUUUUGGGGAAGGCAAGACCGCACCCUUCCUGGGUCUUGGACCCUCCUCAUCCCGCGGCUCAGGCUGCCCAGUGGGCUCAGGCCCAGAGCCCAGUGCAACCAGCACAAUAGCGUCCAACAGCUGGAAUGCCAGCAGCAGCCCCGGGGAGGCCCGGGAGGAUGGGCCCGAGGGCCUGGACAAGGGGCUGGACAACGACGCAGAGGGCGUGUGGAGCCCGGACAUCGAACAGAGCUUCCAGGAGGCCCUGGCCAUCUACCCGCCCUGCGGCCGCCGCAAGAUCAUCCUGUCGGACGAGGGCAAGAUGUACGGUCGAAAUGAGUUGAUCGCACGGUAUAUUAAGUUGCGGACGGGGAAGACUCGAACGAGAAAGCAGGUGUCCAGCCACAUACAGGUUCUAGCUCGGAAGAAGGUGCGGGAGUACCAGGUUGGCAUCAAGGCCAUGAACCUGGACCAGGUCUCCAAGGACAAAGCCCUUCAGAGCAUGGCGUCCAUGUCCUCCGCCCAGAUUGUCUCCGCCAGUGUCCUACAAAACAAGUUCAGCCCGCCCUCCCCUCUGCCCCAGGCCGUCUUCUCCACUUCUUCUCGGUUCUGGAGCAGCCCCCCUCUCCUGGGACAGCAGCCUGGACCCUCUCAGGACAUCAAGCCCUUUGCACAGCCAGCCUACCCCGUCCAGCCACCCCUGCCGCCAACGCUCAGCAGUUACGAGCCCCUGGCCCCACUCCCCUCAGCUGCUGCCUCUGUGCCCGUGUGGCAGGACCGCACCAUUGCCUCCUCCCGGCUGCGGCUCCUCGAAUAUUCCGCCUUCAUGGAGGUGCAGCGAGACCCUGACACGUACAGCAAACACCUGUUUGUGCACAUCGGCCAGACGAACCCCGCCUUCUCAGACCCACCCCUAGAGGCAGUGGAUGUGCGCCAGAUCUACGACAAGUUCCCCGAGAAGAAGGGUGGCCUGAAGGAGCUCUACGAGAAGGGGCCCCCUAACGCCUUUUUCCUCGUCAAGUUCUGGGCUGACCUCAACAGCACCAUCCAGGAGGGUCCGGGCGCCUUCUAUGGGGUCAGCUCCCAGUACAGCUCGGCCGAUAGCAUGACCAUCAGCGUGUCCACCAAAGUGUGCUCCUUUGGCAAGCAGGUGGUGGAGAAGGUAGAGACCGAGUACGCCAGGCUGGAGAACGGGCGCUUCGUGUACCGCAUCCACCGCUCGCCCAUGUGUGAGUACAUGAUCAACUUCAUCCACAAGCUCAAGCACCUGCCCGAGAAGUACAUGAUGAACAGUGUCCUGGAGAACUUCACCAUCUUGCAGGUAGUCACAAGCCGGGACUCCCAGGAGACCUUGCUCGUCAUUGCUUUCGUCUUUGAAGUCUCUACCAGCGAGCACGGGGCCCAGCACCAUGUCUACAAACUCGUCAAAGACUAGGGCGCCCUGCACCCCCACCACCACAGUCCGGGACGAGCAUCUUUUCCACACACCUGCCUGGCACGCCUGGGGGUCCAGGAUUGAGAACUCAUCCACCUGCCAGGCCUCAGGCCCAGGACCCAGGAGGCCUCUCCACCUACCCCGCACACACUCCCUGCCACUGUUCUGCGCUUUAAUUGAGGGAGAAGAGAGGAGGGUUCAGCGGUGGGGCAGCCUGGCCGGGAUGCUGACCACCGUCCCCAGCUCUGCCCAGCCUCGAAAGACUGGGAGGACACCUUCAAGCUCAGGCAUGCGUGGCCACUGGCCCCUCAUGGGUGGGUGAGGGCAGAACGGAGACUGAGGCAGCCAGAGUGCAGAGGCCCCGGAAGAGGAGUGUCGAGUUGGGGUCAAGUUGAGAAGAGAGAGGGACCCACACUUUCUGUGCGCCUGCUGUGUGCCAGGCCUGGUGCAGGCCCCCAAGGGCCUCAUGCCAUCCUAAGAGCCUGCAGGCCAAGCAUGGGGCCGUGUCUCAGUGGAGGGACCCGUGGGAGGGGUGGGCAGAGUUGGAGUCCUCCCCCGGGGCUGCCUGUCCCUAGAGCCCAGGUUUAUACUACCUCCCUGGAGUGGGGGCCAGCCACAGGGACGGGAGAGAGGGUCUGCACUGAGGCGCCAGGCCGGCUGGGUUGGAAUCCCAAACAGAUCACCUCCUCCCAGAGCCCGACCAGCCUGCAGUCCAGCCACGGGCUUCCGGGGCCUCCCAUGCAGCCCUCUGAGCUUCCUGGCCCAGAUCCGGCCCCGAGCUGCCCAGCAGCCACCCUGUAGGCGAAGGCUCCCAGGGGCAAGCCCAGGCCCGGAAACAGUCUGGAGGGCCAGGUAGGAGGAUGGAGCCCCAGCCCACUGGCCCGGGGACAAGGGGUAGCAGAAAAGUUUGACAUUUUCUCUUGCCUAAGACUUGCGUCUGGUGGUGAGCCCUCGGUGAGGGGAGGGGGAAGCACCCUUCCCUUCUGUCUUCCCACCUCAGUCUCUCUGGCCUGGAGCACCAGCUCCCCACACCCAGUUCUGGGACUGAAGGUUAACUCUUCCCCGGCAGCCCCUUCCCAACACCCAGGCCCCUCCGCCGCCAGCCCUGUCCUCCCGCUGCCUGUGGGUAUUUAUGAGUUUCGUAUGAAGUACUGUGCCCCUUCCUCCCCCCACCUCGCUGCCCCCGAGCUUCCUGAAGGUCCUCACAGUUUGCAUAUCGCUCAGGCCACCUCCAAACCCAACCUAGGUUUUAUAAUGUAUAUUAUAUAUUUUUUGUGUAUUUUUUAAAUCCAGCCGUGAUGGGUUAUAUCAUAAAUGUGGCACAAGGCUGGGGCAGGGGCCCUCAAGGCCCGGCUCCUGCUUAAAAAAAAAAAAAAAAAAAAAAAUUAAAGUUAUUUGUUUGU
Hippopotamus amphibius kiboko is the source of this 4721-nucleotide messenger RNA. RefSeq names its product TEA domain transcription factor 3 (gene TEAD3). The record is from RefSeq and is a predicted model, not a curated record. Lineage: Eukaryota; Metazoa; Chordata; Mammalia; Artiodactyla; Hippopotamidae. Gene Ontology annotation, biological process: embryonic organ development; hippo signaling; positive regulation of transcription by RNA polymerase II. The transcript has 13 exons. Bases 2206 to 3318 code for a protein of 370 amino acids. Gene Ontology annotation, molecular function: DNA-binding transcription factor activity, RNA polymerase II-specific; RNA polymerase II cis-regulatory region sequence-specific DNA binding. Gene Ontology annotation, cellular component: transcription regulator complex.